AAUAUAAUAUUCAUAGACUUUAUCCGUUAAUUUCACAUAUUCCUGGUUUCGAGUCUUUGAAUAGAUGAUGAAGACAAGUAUCAGAUAGGGCGUGCGCAAAGUGAAAAUUAGAAAGCAAAGAUAUUCUCCCCGAGCGGCUGUGAGUCAACAAACAUGGCGUCGAAAGUGACAGGAAGGCAGGCGACGCUCCUACGGGUUUUGGUCCUCAGCGGCACCUUCUUCCUCGCUGCGGGUGAGCGAGUGAAGAACAAGAUCUACGAUGAGAUCCAGGGCGACAUGGCGUGCUUCAAGAGGUUCAACGGCACGCAUGAGAUCGGGUGCACGUCCAAGUUCUUCGGGAACACGGGGGUCCUCCAUGUCAUCGAGGAGAAGGCCGAUUUCGACUGGGUGUAUGAGCACGGGCCCCAUCAGCCCUACGUCUUGGCCUUCACGCCGCUGUUCCUGACGGAGGCGGUGCUGGAGCGGGCCACGGACUCGGGGAAGGUGUCCGGGGUGGUGGUGGUGGUGCCUGAGGACUUCGACCCCGAGACGCAGCUCCUGGACGGCUUCUCUGGAGAGACGGAGUGCCCCGACGCCUACCUGGGUCUCUACAACGCCUCAAGCAACCCCGACUAUGCUGGCUAUUGCAGGAAGAAGCCCUGGAACCCCAACGGAACUUCCAUGCUCUACACCUCUUGGGAAUUCCCCAUCUUCCUCAUUACUAACCAAACCUCAGUCAACAAUAUUCAGAAUUGUUUCGAAAAAUUCAAUAAGCCUGUGAAUGGGAUGCCCAGAGAUUGGCCUUUGUGUUCCUUGGAACUAAAAUCCAACAUGUAUGGCACGACCAAUUCGGAAGUCUGUAUGAGGCGGGCUUCCAUAGGGCCCUUAAGCACAGACAAUUUCUGUGAUCCAUUGUAUGACUAUAACAUUUGGGGUACACUAAAGCCUAUGAAUAUGAGUGAAGAGAUCCCUGAGAAGUCUGUAAUUAUAGUAGCUGCAAGAAUGGAUGCAGCAACAAUGUUUGACAACAUUUCUCCAGGUGCAAACUCUGCAGUAUCAGGAAUCAUCACCCUGAUGUCAGCUGCCGCAGCAAUAUUUAAGCACAAGGAGGAGAUAAUAAAUGUGAGCAACAAGAACAUACUCUUCAUUCUCUUCCAGGGUGAGACUUGGGGUUACAUUGGGUCAUCACGUGUAGUUUGGGACAUGGAACAGGGGCAGUUUCCCUACAAAGUUAAAGAUGAUGUGAAAGAUCAGAUUGCACAGAUUAACCUUACCCACAUUGACUACUUCAUAGAGCUGGAGCAAGUGGGACAGCCUGAGGACAUCAACAAGUUGUAUAUACACACAGAUCCCAUCUCCAAUGCCAACCCCGAAUUAAAGAAUGAAACAGACAACCUGCUUAAUAUCUUGGACGAAGCAUCAAAUUUGGUUAAUGAAACUAAGUUUGUGAGGGUCAGAAAGGAUGUUCCCCUCCCGCCUUCUUCAAUUCAGAGCUUCUUGAAACAUGUAAACAUCUCGGGAGUUGUCAUCACAGAUCAUGAGGGUGAGUUUAAAAACCCCUAUUAUGAGAGCUUCCUCGAUAAUUAUCGCAAUGUCAAGUAUGAGGCUGACAAUGAAACCAGUGAUGCAGAUCUUUAUCAUAAGCACAUCAAUAAUGUUGCUAGUGUGUUGGCCACAGCUAUCUACAAAUUGGCCACUAAUACCCAUAAGAAGAUCACAGCUGAUCCAGAACUAACAAACGAGCUCUUAUUUUGCUACAUGAAAAACAUGACCUGUAACCUUGUCCAGGAAUAUGGAGGAGAAAUGGCAAAGCACUUGGAACCGAAACCUGCCAAGCUGUAUGUGAGUGUGGAGAGUGGGGAGAGGUAUAGGUCUUAUGUAACAAUGUACUUGAUGGCGGGGCUCCUUGGAGAUGAGGUAGAGCGAAAUCAAUCUGAUUGCAAGAUUGAAAGCAUUUACAACAUGAAUCACUUUUACUACUUCUCCCACUUACACAAUGGAACAUGUGUGCAGACUACUGUGAGGAUGACUGAAGCCAUGAGUCCUGCCUUCCUCAUAGAUGACUAUGACUGGAAAUCUGGCGAAUAUUCAACCUGGACAGAGAGUGGAUGGAAGUUGACUAAGGUCAUGAUUUUCUUGCGGCCAUCGGUCUUGGAGGAAGUUGCUGUGGUGUGUGGAGGUGUGGUAUCAUUAGUACUCUCCGUGAUUGUUGUUCAUUUCAUGAACUCGCGUGCCGAUCUACUCUUUGGUUUAUCAACACCACCAGCAGCAUGUUGAAACUGUGAUAAAGUAUGUGUAUAUGUGUGUGGAUAUAUGUAAUGUGGAUAAUGAAACUAUUUUGAGAUUUUUUACAGUGAAUUGCCAGGACAGUUUUGAAAUACCUUGUGUGAACUUUGUGGUGUCAUAACUUGGAUGAUGAGGAAAACUGUCCAUUACAUGAUAGGUUGUAAAUCAUGUGAGCAAAUAUCCUCCAGUAAAUAUGUCAUAUCAUGAUACAUCAUGAGGUUUCAGCUUGGAAUUCAUACUGAGAGUUGACAACAAAUUAUUGGAUUAUUGGUCAUCCUCACUUUUCAUCAAAUUGCACAUAACUUUCCCCUCUUAAUGAAGAGAGUAUAUACUUAUAUUGUUACUAACAUUUUUCAUGUUUUGCUUGAAUGGAAAGCUCUCUUUUUCUUUCUUUACAAAUUUUGCUAUCAUGGUUAGCAGAAUGUCUCCAAAUUUAAUGGAAUGGAAUAGCCUAAUGUAAAAAGAUUCUCGUGUGAUAUCCUUGUUACCUGCUCGAUACAUAUUCAUCAGUUUCUGGUCUGUGUUUUAGGAAUCAAAGCACAAUCAUUAUUCCAUUUACAUACCAUAUGUGGUAAACAUUUGUAAAGUAAUUGAAAAUUGAAAACAUAAUGAAUAUAGAAAUAAUUAUCGAAAAUUAAUUUACAGUUGACAGUUGAAUUUUCUCUGUGGGAUGGCAAUUUCAGAAUUGAAUAUUGACUUAUAUAGAUGUUUUGUUUUGAUAAUUGAAAUAAUGUCAUUUCAUUGGAAAACAUACUUUACCCUUUAUUAUUACACUUGAUUAUUUUUUGAGAAUGUGCAGAGGUUGAUUGUAAAGGAGAGUGAAAGCAGCAUCGGGGAACAAAAUAUAUUUAUCAUAUUGCAUUGUGUCCGGUAAUGUCUGUCUUGUAUGGUGUCAUUUCUUUUCCCCUCUCCACCAUGUGAGACAAUGAUUGAUGGUAUUAUAGUCAUGCAUUGCAAUUCAUAAUCUUUAUUGCUAGGACUAAUUUACAGUAAUUCACUGUGAGGGAAAACUAGAGCAAGAAGAUAUUUUAUGAUUAUGGUAAUCAGAAUUGUUCUUUAAAAUGAAAUUUGUUAUGAUGUCUUAUUUAUUUAUAAUGCAUAGAACUCUUGAAAGUAUUUUUAGUCAAAGGUAUACAUGAAGUGGUAGAAGAUAAUCCUCCUUGCAGUAUACUUUUUCCCCUCUUUCUCUUCUCUUUUCUCCCCCCUCCCCAUUCCUCAAAUGUCACUAAUACAUUCCAUGCUUAUGUUGACUGAUGCAUUUGUCUUUUUGACAGGUUAUUUAAUCUAGGCUCAUGUAAUAUUGCUAAGCUAGAAUAAGGUCCCAGUAAACUGUGUUUCUUGAUUUAGAAUUGCACUAUGGCUCAGUGCAGAUCUUUGGUGUUCUGCAUAACUGCAUUUUAUAUAUGGAAGCGAUUUGAAAAUUCCUUAUAGUAAUGGUAUUUAUUUCAAAUUACAUAUGCGGGUGACUAAUACAUGGCAGUUCUAGUGCUUGAGCUAUAACGAACUCAAGCUUGCAACAGUUUAGGAUGCAAAAUGUUGUGAUUAUCAUUUUAGAAAAUGUAAAUGGUCUGAACAUAUAGAGAAGAAAUGGUGUGUCAAGAUAAUAAAGGAUAUAGUUUAUUAUUAUCAUUAUUUUUUUUUCUUUCUUUCUUUCUUUCUUUCUUUUAUUUUUUUUCUUUUUAAUAAUAUUAUGAUCAUCAUUGUUAUUGUUAGUAUGGUUAUUCAUGUUUUUAUUAUUUUAGCUUUGAUUAAUUUCUAGUGAAGUAAAUGAUGGAUGGUUAAAGUGUAAUCAUGUCAUGUUUUGUCUCUAUUUAGCUCAUAGAUUCUUUGUGCAGGCUAGAUUGAAGGAGAAAUCACUGCAUUUCACUGUCUGCCAAGAUCAGCCAAAGAUUGUGACUAAUUUUAUAAACAAAUGAAAAUGUGAUAAGUAGAUUUGUCUUGUAAGCUUUGUAAAUAAACAGAUUUUUUU
Molecule: messenger RNA, 4234 nt
Organism: Penaeus vannamei (Pacific white shrimp)
Lineage: Eukaryota; Metazoa; Arthropoda; Malacostraca; Decapoda; Penaeidae
Source: RefSeq, a predicted model, not a curated record